CUUUACUUUGUCUUUUGAAGACUCUCGAGCGUUGGCAAGGCGCGGAUGCGCGACGCGCGGGUGUGUUAUUUCUUUUUCGCUUUCUAUCUUCCGGGGCCGCUUCCUUGAGACAUAGCACGCUGGGUGUCCCAUUUCGGCAACAGUGGCGACGCAUCUCCAGACUUCACGCCUUAUGGACAAUUACGCUUUGGAGCUUGCCUCGCAGACUGGGACCUGGUGCACUCCGUGAACCUGUUUCGCGAGUCUGUUGGGUGCGCGCAAACGAACGUUUUUUUUUUCCUGAGUGGCGUUAGAGUGAGACAGCGAAUGGUAGCAGUGCCUGCCUCUCCAACAUUUCGCCGUCACGGCAGCGUAACGUAUGCUUUUUGAGUCAUUAUUAUACGGUUCUCGCGAGAGACCUUUUUUCUGAGUCACCGCUGAAAGAGUUGUAACUGCCUCGCGCGGCUUGCGGUGUGCCUUUCACUCCGGGCCUUUUUCACCUCACGUGGCCAAGCUUGUGGUGUCGACCCUUGUGGCACGAGAAUGCCAGUGAACGGACUGGUCCGCGGCCUUUUGUUUGCCGUCGCCGCCGCUUCGUCCUUCCAGCUGGACGUGACGGCGGCAUCGGUAGCCCCGCGCUGUGAGAACACCAGCCGUCCCAUGCAGGCUGUCUACACGUGUGUCGGCUUCACCUCAACGCGGCACUUUGCAGAGCACCUCGAGGGCUCCCUGCUCACCGAUAGUCCGCUUUCCUUCGUUCUUUCCGACUGCGAGGUCCCAGAACUUCCGGCCAAUGCCUUCGCCGACAUUCCCGUCCACGUACUGGAACUUAGCAACGUCACGGUGAAGUCCUUCGGAUCCUCUGCCGACGGCCUUCUUGUGGGAGAUGUCGAAGAAACGCUGGAAAAGCUCGUCUUCCGCGACCGCAGUAGCCUUCCCGCGUCCUGGUCGUCGCUCAAGAACUUGAAGAGGCUGAAGGUACUGAGGUUCUUCAACAUGGCCGCACUGCAGUUGACGUCAGAUUACAAUGCACUCGCCGGCAGUUUGACCGUCGUGGAAGUCAUUCAGUCUAGCAUAGCGCGAAUCGACGAAGAUUGGCUCGCGCGGGUAACCGGCCUGGAGUCACUAGUGAUUCGAGAUUGCGACCUCAAGCAGUUUCAGCGGUCCAUGUUGCCCAGGCCAGCGCCAAACCUCUGGAACUUGGACCUAAUUGGGAACAACUUGACGUCACUGCCCGACGACUUUGGCGAAGACUACCCGGCCCUGAAGUUCUUGGAUUUGGGCAGCAAUUAUCUGACGACUGUUAGCAGGGCCAGCCUGGCGCCACUUCUGGACGCGCCCCUCGAAGCCGUCGAGCUCGGCGGCAAUCCCCUGGUGUGCGACUGUUCGGUGGAGCACCUGCGUGCCUUCCCGGCCGGCUUGCUGAGUGCGGACUGCCGGGCGCCCGAGGCACUCAGGCGGAGGAGCGUGCACGAUCUCACCGACGAAGACCUGCGAUGCGCCGCUUGAGGCUCGUGUGCGCUUGUCGUCAGCCUUGCGCUUGCGUUGUAUUAGCGAGCCGUUCGUGUGCUUGGUUCGUGGCAGCCGCAGACAGGUUGCAAAUGCCAUGGGUGUGUUCCAAUUCUGGCCAGCAUCGGGGACAGGCAGCUUCGAGGCUACAAGGCGCUUCGCAUGCAAGGCGCUUCUGCGACGUGACGCCACCUCACGGCCGCAAGAAAAAGUUGAGAAAAGCGCGUGCUAUUUCUGUACUUUUAAGUCCUUGCGCCUUCAAACCUACAAAAAGAAAACGAUGUAGCUUACAUUAAGGGCAUAGGAUAGCGUGUCUACGUUUUCUUCUGCGCAGACACCCUCCUUCCUGUCGGCUUUCCAAGCGUCCUGCUGAGACGCCGUCUUUUUUGGACAGGAAAGUAGCCUGCAUCGUUUUUGACUUCGAUGCCGUCUUCGCGAAGCUGUCUACUUUGACGUCAUAGUGAGAAUUGGAACGAGGCUUAAGAUGGCCGCUGUCCGCUUAGCCGUCCACGUUGCCGUCUAUGGCGACUAUUGGAACACAGCCCAUGUAUCGUGCACCAAGGCCGUACGAAACCAACAACUUUUUUUUCGAUGACGAAAAUCAAGUUCGCGAGACGUUUGCAAUGAGUCACUAAAGUCACGGCACUAAAAGUGCCCAUUGCGAUGGCGCAUCUAAAAGAAUACGUUAUACGAACUCGAGUGGAUUGGUUACGUUCCGCAAGUACGUAGUCUGGCGCUCGGCGCGCGCGCGCUUUGUGUCUGCAUGUACGCAGCCUCUCCGCGAAAUAGUCGACGUUCUUGGUCGCCUCGCUUCUCUCGUUUUUUGAUGGUGCAUUUUUUGCACCACUACUUACCUCCUCAAUUGCACGCCAACUAGCCAAGUGAGAAUCGUCAUUAGGAUGGAAGUGGGUACAGUCAAGUAUGACUUAAUCGAACACCGCUUCAUAUUCUUGGCCGAAUAAUCACUUGAAUCAUCACCACAAAUGCGUUAGGCUCGAACACACGCGCACAGGCACAGACGACACGCGCGCUCGUCAUGGCCAUUUUUCUUUUGUGCAUGUCUAUUAAAUGGCACCUGAUGUCACCGUAAAUAUAAUUGAGAAACUUUUCCAUCAAGAAAUUCUUCGUAAUAAACGUUGUUCCUGCUGGGAUAGCGAGUUCAUGUCUUCGUACUUCGUCUGGCUUCAGCUACCCGUGUGGAAGGGCACUGUCGCCGACGCUGUGCAAAACAAAGGCGCCGGAAUCCCGAGAAGAGAGUGACCGAUGCAGAGGGCGACGCCGUUGUGAGGCCGAUGCGGGGUAGGCUCCUGGGGCGGCCGAGCAGUGGGUGCGGCCUGUUUGGCUACGAGUGUUUCUGCGCUGCUAUGCCGCACAGCCGACAGACGCCGUCGCAAUGGCGAAGCGGCACGAAGACGUUGCGGGCAACCAGCGCUGAAGCUCUGCGUGAUGUUAGAUACGGGACCUUUUCCUGAGCCUCCUUCGAGUUCACCAGACCACAUCGAAUCGCGUCGCAGCUAAUUAAGGAGCGCCGAUGCACAUCUACCUCGUUCCCGAGGCGCGGCACGUGCAAACGAGUUGGCGCCCCCGACCUCGUGCGCCGCAGGUGGAGCUAUUCACUGCUUGACUCUUCCCGAAAGUGUAGCGAGAGCCUGGCACUGUUCCAGGUAACGUGGGUCCCGAGGCAAGACGGCUGUAAUGCACCGUGAAGCCCUGGCAGCAAUGCCCCCAUCCGCCUUUGUGAAGGCAGUUGCAGACCGUGAAGGCAGUACCGCAGACAAAUAAUUCCUCGGACAAUUGGAGCCCCAGGAGUGAUCCUCUGAGCCAAAUGUGACGUACACUCGCACGGGCGCCUACCAUUGGCCGAAAAUGACGACACCUGAGCGGGCUCGCUGAUUGGCCGAAAAUGACGCCACCUGAGCGGGCUCGCUGAUUGGCCGAACGUGACGUGAUUUCGAGACACCGAAGGGGUUAAAAGCCAGAGACCGGGAGCAGCAAGAGAAGAUUCCUUCAUUGAUCUCUUUCGAGCUUCUUGCCACGGGCCGCAGCAUCCGAGUUGCUGCCAGCCCGUAAUGACAUUAUGACUGUUAAUUUCUUUGUACUCUCACUGUAAAUAAUGUAAUUAAACCUCCAGUUUUUCAUCUCAAAGACCUCCUCAACCUCGGCCAACAUCCGCACCCAACGGCAAGGUCCAACAUCUGGGGGACAGCAAUUGGUAUUGUCUUCCAGAUCCAACAGUGCCCGCAACAGCGCCGUAACAUGCCGCCUAGCGAUCGGAGAUCACAGUUGUGAGCAGCACAUGCUGCGACUUCGCGCCAGCAAGUUCGCCGCUCAUCUCGUAGAGAGAGCGUCGCAGAGAGCGUAAGCGAGGCAAGGAGGUUGAAAAACGAAUGCGGCGUGCGCACGCAUAUCGGCGUUCAAAGCGCAGUCAGAGGCAGAGCUCAAUCACAGUCCUCGCUGCACGGCUGACGGUAGAGGCCAUGGUCCCGGUAUUCCGUCUUCUUUGAACGUUCCGUGGUUCAGCCAGCUUGAAGCGGCACGCAGGGUCCGCAAAUUAAGGCAGUCGCGGUGGCGGGUUCGACUAUCGGCCGCGGCGGCAUUUCGAUGGGGGGCGAAAUGCAGAAACGCGUAUGCUUAGACGUGUGUUUAGACCCCCCGAUGGCCAAGGUUUAUCUGGGGCCUUCCACUGCGGCUUGUCCGAUAGCCAAAGUGUUGCUUACGUUCAAUCAAAUCAUUCAAUCAAAAUUAACGAGGAUAUGCGAUGCCAUGCUCGACACUGUGGGAUGCGUACGCUUUUGGUGGCGUAAGUUUUGUACAGUUGGCUUCUUUGUGGCGUCAUCACCAUAAUCGCGAGCCUGGGACAAAUGCAUCUCAUGGAUGUUUCCUUUGUACUUGUUUCUGAUCUUGGUAAUUUCUGCUUUCGCCGCUGUCUUGGUGCCCCACGGGCCGAGCAGGUGCUUGACGAUCUUCCACGUCUUGCCCGUGUUGAUGUUGCCGUCCAUGGCGUCACAUACCUCGUCCCAAUCCUGAUUGCAUAACUGGGCGCAGUGUGUUUCGAUGUUCUUGUUCCGCGAUUUUGCGCCUUCGAUUUCUAUUUUGUUUUUGCCCUUGCAGACGUUUCGGGAUCGAUUUUAUGGCUUGUACGAGGUGUGCGAGGUGAGCCUGCUGUCCAUCCGCAGAGGGUGACCGCCACCGUCGUCGUCGUCUUCUGCGUCUUCUCGUCGAGGCCCCCAGUCGUCCUACUCCAUGUCGGUCGUGGCCUUUUUUGCGUCUCGUAGCAGCUCCCCGCUCCAUUUUUCUAUGCUUCUUAUGGGUCCCUGCUCCUUUUCGUCUCUGAUAUUUAAGAAGUUUGUCCCAGUCUACUAGCCUGAGCUUAUUUUUUAUUUCCUUCGUGACGCGGGCAUCUCCUGCGGUGAUACUGAGGAUCCUGUGAUCGCUCCCCAGGUGCUCGAAUGUGUUUUCCCAGGUGAUUCUCCCGGCGCCCCUACACAGCGUUAGGUCCGGUGUGGUGUCCCUAUGGGGGCCCGCACCGACUCUGGUGUGUGAGGCCGGCUUCUUGAGGAGGGUUAGGCCAGCUUUUUCAAUGAGGUCGGCCUGGUCUUUUACCUUCUUUGACGAGUACCCAUGUCCACAUGCGUGUGUGGAGCAUUCAAGUCACCUACGAUGACGAGCCUGUUGUCGCGCGCGAUGGUCAUCAUCUCGUUAUUUAAAUGUUCGAAAUUGUGUUAGGACCUUUUUGGAUGAGCCGCUGUAGAUGCACAGGACGAAAGUGCUGCUCUCCCAUCACCCUCUUGCUUUGUAGCACUUCUAUAAGGAUGAGGCCAAUGUCCCUCAUUUUUUCUCAUAAUGCACAGGAUCGCGUCCAGUGCUUUCUUGACUAAUGUGAUUAUGAGUAUGUCCCUCCCCGUCCUUCGUGGGCGUUGUUUGUGGGUGGCGUACGCGGCAAUUUUGGCGUGGUCGAAUGUUUUCUGGAGAAUUGUUACGUAGGGAUUUCUUUCUUUUCUCGGUCAUUUUAAUGUGGUGCCAUUAUUGCUUUUAUUUUUUUUUUUGAGAAGCCGCGGUAAUUCCACUGCCAGAUGAGGAGUUUUCCCUUCUUGGUGCCCGCCAUCUUUACCAGAUCUUCUCCAGCUCUGCGCUCCGAACUGAUUGUCAUGAGCAUGCUGAAGCAACGGAAUUUAUUGGCGAAAGCAGAAGUUACUGUAGCUACAGUGGCUUAUGGUUACAUGCAGCGUGAUUGUAGAUUUAUUGAAAAAUAAAGAAAUAUUGAAAAUAA
Messenger RNA from Dermacentor albipictus, 5758 nucleotides. RefSeq names its product leucine-rich repeat and transmembrane domain-containing protein 2-like. The record is from RefSeq and is a predicted model, not a curated record. Gene Ontology annotation, molecular function: protein binding. NCBI's taxonomy places the organism in Eukaryota, Metazoa, Arthropoda, Arachnida, Ixodida, Ixodidae.